This is a messenger RNA of Paramecium tetraurelia, 4035 nucleotides long. RefSeq lists its product as uncharacterized. Gene Ontology annotation, molecular function: ATP binding; protein binding; protein serine/threonine kinase activity. The transcript has a single exon. Gene Ontology annotation, cellular component: phosphatidylinositol 3-kinase complex, class III, type I; late endosome; nucleus-vacuole junction. The record is from RefSeq and is a predicted model, not a curated record. Gene Ontology annotation, biological process: autophagy of peroxisome; macroautophagy; late endosome to vacuole transport. NCBI's taxonomy places the organism in Eukaryota, Ciliophora, Oligohymenophorea, Peniculida, Parameciidae.
AUGGGGAAUACUUUGAUUGAGGACAAAGGCAAAAUCAAUCUGAUGAAGGCUUUCGAAACCUACAACACAGAGUAGGAAAUAGGCACUCGUUAGACUCUAUUCUUCGAGAAUAAAUUGUUCAAGACUUUGAGUUAUAAGUGGCAUCAAUAAACUCUUCUGUUGAAGGUGCAUCUGAUGCGUAAACAACUCACGCUCCAGGAAUUGCAUAUCCACACUCAAAAUUUCCAGUAUCUGAUUGAGCAAUUGGAACCCUUUCCAAAUCUGAUGCCAUUCCACAACCUCAUCAACUUCGGCAGCACGCCCAAACCGCAACCCUCUGAAAUGUCUCUUGAAUGCAACAAAGAAUACCUGGCAGUCUCCAGACAAUUCCUAUACAUCACUUUGGAAGAACGAUUGCAAUCGAAUUACAAAUUGCCCAAAUGUCUAUUGAACUUUUACGCCCUGCAAUUCUUGAAUGCAGUCAACACACUCCACAAACGCAAUUUGUAUCAUGGACACAUCCGUUCAUCCAAUGUGCUCCUCACAAGUCUGGAUUUCCUAAUCCUCGCUGACUUUGCAUCAUAUAAGCCAAUCUAUUUAAACGAAUUGGAAAUCAUUAGAAACAUCUACAAAUCGUCAAUUCAGAAAUGCACAUUGGCUCCUGAAAAGUACUCUGAUCUACAGGAAGUCCAAUACCUCAACAAUUUAACCAGAACCCAAGUAGUUCCCAUGUAAGCCAUGGACAUGUUUUCAGUCGGCUGUGUCUUGGCCGAGAUCUUCACUGGAGAGAGUCUCUUCUCCCUUGAAUAACUACUGCAAUUCAAGAAGGGUGAAUAUGAGCCAAUCAUAAAGGUCGAUGGAAUCGUUGGUGAUCUAAUACGCAAUCUGAUCUCAGUCAAUCCAGAAAUUAGAUACAACUCAGAGUAAGCCUUAAAUCUAUUCUGCAAUGAAAUCUGUUCAAGUCAAACCUAUGAAUUGCUCCAGUACAUCAGUAUAGCAUUGAAUGUGAAUGGUUAUUUCAUGCAGCCUGAUGCUCGCAUUGCCUUACUUCGCAAGGUCAUUGCCACUAUAGAGCGUAAACAGUUCCUUUACUCACUUCCUUUGGCUAUGUAAUUUAUCAAUUUAAGUAAAUUCAAUUAGAUCUGCAAGGAUUUUGAAUUUCCACGCAAAAUAGUUUAAAUACAAUUCACCAGUGGAGCAGGCAUGGAUGAAAUCAUUGCCAACUCACUUGAAAACUCAGGCAAUCUGAUUCAAAGAGAAUUCAAAGAAGUGCACUAAAUUACCUAAUCAGUGUCGAUGCAAGUGUCAAUGGUUCAAAAACUUAAACAAUCAAUUCAAAAACAACCUGAAUUCCAAGAACACAGGUAGAACUUGAGGAUGAGCACAUUUACAAAUGUCGACAUCAGACAGAACAAUCAAGAAUACAUUAUUGUGAUCUUGUGGAUUUCCAAUUAAAUCAGAAACUCUAGAUUCAUGUAAACCAGACUAUGCGGAUUGGAAUUGAUAGAAUUCCUAUGCCAAUAUAUUGAUGAUGAACUCAUCUACUAUUUUCUGAUGCCAUGUUUGGGAAUCCUGUGUGAAGACUCAGAUUCCUAAGUGCAAUUCUACGCUUUCUCCAUAAUGCUCAAUCUGCUCAAGAACAUCAAGAAUCCUCCACAGUCAUCCACUGACACACUCAUUUUCAAAUUGUACAUCUGGGAGCAAAUCAAGAACAGGAUGAAUGACAUGAGUGCCAAUCACCAACUGGCUCUGAAGAUUGGAGACAUUGCAGAAAUACUACACAAGUACAACCGAUAGGAGGAAAAGAUUCUGUUCCUGUAAAUCAUACAGAAGAAGUUUCAGGAGAACAGGAUCAACGAACUCACCAUCAUCAUAUCAAAGAUCUAUGAAGUGCUCAAAUACUACGAGUGUAAUCAAACUAUAGAGAUUCUGACACUUCUUAUCUCUCAAUUCAACAAUAUCAAUCUUAAGAUAGCCUUGCUUGAUGUCUAUUUGGAUAUCUACAAAUACUAUUCCAACACUGAAAACAGUGAGUUGCUCCUCUAUUGUCUCCAAUUCAACACGAGACAAGAGAGUGCUCUGUUUCGCAUAAUCCGAUUCGUUAGGUAGGCCACCGAGGAGAAACUCUUGGAAUUCAAAAAGAUCGUUUCAUAUGUGAAGGAAAUCUCCCCUUUGAUUUUGCACCACAACCGAUGGAUUAGAGACGAAGCCAAAGAAUUCAUCACCAUCUUGCUCAACAGGUAUAGUAGCAAGGAGAUCUUCUUCCGUUUUCAUCCACAUAUCAAGAAGUACUUGAAAUUGGAUGUCCCAACCAUCAACUUUGAGAUCUUUACAUCUCUUAUCCAGAAACCUAUUUGCACUAAGUGGUUCGAUCAGAAAAACCAAAAUGAGCCAAGAUACCCAUCCUUAACAGAACGGGAACUCUACAAUUACAACAAUUAUUUCGAGGAAUAUUUUAAGAAAUCAAAGAACAUCCAGGAGACAGCUCUCCAACAAUAGGCUUAGAAGGCGUAGUAUCCGAUAGCCAAGAUAAAUCAAAGGGUCAAUGACUUUAUUGAGGCUGCUUUCCGUGUAGGGUUGGUGCAAUUAGACUAGAAUAAGUGGGAAGACUUCUCGAAGAAGGGUAAUAAGACAUGGGAGGAUUUCAUUUAAUACAUCAGAAUCAAUAAUGGAUUUGAUUUGUCGAAUAAGCAAGACAAUCUGUUGACGAAGAAGAAAGUGAAAUUUUUAUAGGAAUUACAAUUGCAAUUGCAAUACCACAUACCUCAAUCCAGCACUCAGUGGAUCAAUUUGUUCAAUUACAACAUAAUAGCCAAUCAUAUCUUUAUUAAAUCAUCAUAACUACAAAUUUAGGAUAUCCAGUUUCAAAGAGUCCUCCAAUUUCCAAUUGCUAGACCAUUCAAAAUUAGCAAUCAAAUUGUAACCACCAUCUCUGAACACAAAGGCAUUGUUACAUCCUUGCAGAAGUUCGGAGAUCAAAGAAAAUUCAUCUCUGGCUCAUAUGAUGGGACAGUUCGAAUAUACGACAUGAAGAAGAUCGAAGACGAUUUUACCAAUGGAAGCGUUGCUCAGAUACGCAUAAGUGAAGGGGAUGUGCAGAGCAGAAUCUCUGCCUUAUGUGCAUUGGAAGGGACUGAUAGCUUUGUGGUUGGCACCAACACUGGGAGUGUGAGUCUGUAUACAAAUGAUCGUCAUACGAGCACAUUUCUAAAGGGGGAUUCUGAAAUCAGGAAGAUCGUUGAUUAGGAGAACACAUUCAUGUAUGUGACUGAGAAGGGCACUCUCAAGAUUGAAGACAUUCGUAGUAGGAAUGGAUAAAGCUUUAAUAUUGGAAGACAAAGGGGAUUGGUUUCAAGCAUGGUACAUGAUAAUUAUACUACUUUAAUUGGUACAAUCAAUGGUUACUUGAUUUUGUAUGAUAUUAGAAGUACUAUGAUUGUGAAUUUGUUCUAAUUAUUGAAUCAUGAUGAUCAAGCAUUGCCAAUAUUCAGUUUGGCUUACAUGAAUAGAGUGUCUUAAUUUGAUGGAAUGAGCAGUGACAGUUCAAAGUUGGUAGGCAUUGGAUAUUAAUCUAAUAACAAUGAAGUGGGAUUUUGGGAUUUGAAUAAGCAGAACGAGGAUUUGAAUCCCGCACUCUUCCUGUAUUGUUCAGACAAGAAACAUCCAAUAAUAGAGACUCCUAGAUUGCAAUCAGUUUUGAAGUCAGAACAAUUCAUAAAUCACAACAACAAUUUGUCCACGCAAUGCCAUUAUGACUUCUUGAAUAAGAGUUAUUAGGUGGAUUUGAUAUCAUAUUUGAAAGACCCUUUGACAUCGUCGGAGAGAUUGGCUAAAGACCGUUGGUUGCGUGGUACCAAGAAUCUGUACAUCAAUUUGAAAUCAGCCUUUGAAUGCAAGAGUACUGUGACUUCAUUGAUUUGCUUGACAUCUCGGAUUGAUAAUUAGAGACAAGAGAACACCUUCAUUACUGCAAGUACAGACAGAAGCAUACAGAGUUGGACAUUGAACAGUGAUGUGGCCAAACAGCAAGACAAGAACAAUGAUAGGGUAUUGUGA